AUGGCCGUCAUCAAUGGCACGGGCAGCCCUGCCCAGGCGCAUGACCCUAACCUCCACGACACGGUCCUAGUCGACCAGCUCCCCUCCGACAUGUGGACGGAGGGUAUGGUGGUACGCCCCAAUGGCAACGUCCUCACCACACGCCUAGAAGAACCCGAUCUGUUCUCCAUCGACAUAGCCACGGCUGCGCACCCCGAGAAUGAGUACGACUCGGUGACACCGCGCUUAUUAAAGCGCUUCCCCGACGCCAACGGGUGUUUCAACCUCUGCGCUCUCGAGGGCACCAAGCGCGAGGAGUACGCGGUGAUCACAGGCUUCGCCGACCUUGCGCGGGGCCAGUUCCACUCCUGGGCGGUUUGGCGCAUGGCCUUGCAGCCGGACGAGGGCGACGACAAGGCAGAGUACACGAAGAUCAUGGACAUCCCCGACGCUAGGUUCCUCAUGGGCAUCGUGCCCGUGUCAGAUAGCAUUCUCGCCAUUGUCGACUCGAUCCUCGGGCGCAUAUGGCGCGUCGACUUGGCAGGUUCCAAAUGCUCGGUGCUCUUUGAGGACCCGUCACUGGCCGCGCCUAGCGAGGCCAGCGUCUUUGGCAUUAACAAGUUACGGUUUAGCGAGCGAUUCGGCUGGUUCACCAACACCGGCACCGGCAAGCUCUAUCGCUUCCCCAUCGAACGCACGGACGACGGCAAGGAUAUCAAGCCUGCAGGCGACGUGGUGGAAUUGGCAGCGGAUCUCGAGAACGCGGACGGCCUCGUGAUCACGCCCGAUGGUAGCUCCGCAUACAUAUGCAGCUACACUGCGGGUCAUCUCUGGCGAAUCGACACGGACGGGGAAGCGGGCUCCGGCAGCAGCACGGUCCACCUCCUCCGCGACGAUCUGGUGUCGCCAACGGCGAUGGACUUGGUGUACAAGAAGAACGACAAGCCGACCCUGUACAUUAUGUGCUGUGGCCGUUUGAAUUCGGAGGUGUUGGAGGGUGAGAGGGGCCACUGGCUCGGCCUGGCCAAUCUCGACAAGGACCAGCUACAGAUCACGGUGACGGUGACCACCGAGGUCACAUACGAGUACAUUUGA
Molecule: messenger RNA, 1074 nt
Organism: Emericellopsis atlantica
Lineage: Eukaryota; Fungi; Ascomycota; Sordariomycetes; Hypocreales; Bionectriaceae
Exons: 1
Coding region: 1-1074 (357 amino acids)
Source: RefSeq, a predicted model, not a curated record